Molecule: messenger RNA, 1187 nt
Organism: Bolinopsis microptera
Lineage: Eukaryota; Metazoa; Ctenophora; Tentaculata; Lobata; Bolinopsidae
Product: checkpoint protein HUS1-like
Exons: 5
Coding region: 57-896 (279 amino acids)
Biological process (GO): double-strand break repair via homologous recombination; mitotic intra-S DNA damage checkpoint signaling; telomere maintenance
Cellular component (GO): site of double-strand break; checkpoint clamp complex; nucleolus
Source: RefSeq, a predicted model, not a curated record
CAAACUACCAGUAAUGUAUGCAACAUGAUCAAGAGUAAAGUCCAUCUCAGCUAAAGAUGCGAUUCAAAGCGAAGCUGUUCGAUGUUCAAUCUAUAACUCAGCUACAGAACAUUAUCAGCGCAGUGUCUAAGUUCUGUAAGACAUGUUGUUUGAAGCUGACUGAGGAUAAGAUGUAUUUUAUUCUGAAUGACAGGCUUGUUUGCGGUGGAACUACUAUUUGGUGUGAGGUAACACAGAGUAGCUUCUUCGACGAGUACCGUAUAGAGGGUAAAGAUGAUAAGGGUGCCAUCCUGAUGAGUGUCAGCCCCGAGAACCUCUCCAAGUCUCUGUGUAACACUAUGAACGCUUCCUCUGUUAAAAUCAAGUUAGCUAAGAAACAGUCUGCUUGUCUGAGUGUUGAAAUAGCGCUUCCUAGCCCUGGUGGUUCAGGAAUACAGAGGUUAGUAACACACGACGUGCCAGUACACUUGAUACCUCUAACACACUGGGCCGAGUACGAGGAACCUGGUAUGCCCGAGUUUGACAUAUCUUUCUACCUUCCUCCUCUAAAAAGACUCAGAAAUGUACUGGAACGGAUCAAGAAUCUGAGUAAUCACGUGACAGUACGGGGAGCAUGGACCGGAGAGUUAACACUUUCUGUAAAGACAGAACUCGUCACCACCAAAACCUACUUCACUGAUCUGGAUAUUCCCCAACUUGACUCUGAGGUGGACACGUCACGUGCAAGCGCGGAAGUAACAGUGGACAUAAAGAAGCUCCUCCUGUUCGUUCAAAGUCAGGGAAUGGGAGCGAGCAAAGCUAUCUGUAACAUCGUACACAACCGAGCUCUCCAGCUCUUCUUACUACAGGACGACGUUCAGUUACAAUAUUACCUCCCUAGCAUCGACACUAGCUGAUGCAUUGUGUAUCGGAAUUCAAGUGAUGAUUACCUAAUGCCAUGAUGCGUAUUUUACAGAACUGCCACAAUGUGCGGAUAGUAAAUUAAUAAACGGACAAAGUUUGGUGAAAGCUUUGUUUUUGGAGCGUAACUGUUUGUUUGUACACAUUUUAACAUGACAUUUUAUUUAAUUCUAAUUUAUUGCAUAUUUUCUAUUUCAAACUUGUUCAAGAAAACAGCUAGUUUUAUUCUUCUUUUUUUCAAGUAAACUUUCGUGAUUCGUUUAUAGUCUCUACCCAAUUCGCCAUUU